UACCUCCCGCCCCCUACCCGAAUCCCAGGGAUUGGGAGGGAAGAUAACCGAUAACCAAGGCAACUGAGGAUCCACCUUCUCGGCUGUGGUGCAAUCCUCCCUGGAUGCUGCCCAUCGGUUUUUUGCCUGUUGCCACCAGCAACAGUCUCGGCAACGGCUCGUUCCCGUUGCUAUAGUAGCAAUACACAGAUCCUCACCACUUUCGCAACAACCUGACCCUUCGCAACAACCCGACCCUCCACCAACUGCUCCUUCAUCUCCUUCUUUCAGACCCUUACUCCCAACUCUGAAGUUCUUCUUACGUAUUUUCGGGGUGGAAGAGGAGUAUUUAAGGGAUCUGCGAGUCAGAUCUAGGGAUUUAACCAGCCUUCACCCUAAGGAGUCUCAGCCCCAGGAAGGAAGAUGUCUGAUGAUGAGGACUUGGAAGAAUAUGAUCCAGACCAGGAUGAACCAGAGGAGGAAAAAGAGAAUAAAGAGGCAGAAGAAGGGGAAGAGAAGGAGGGAGGGGAAGAAGCUGAAGAGUUCAUCCCCAAUCCUAUCACAGAGGACACAAUGAAGGAAGGUCUCUCUUUGCUCUGCAAGACAGGCAGUGGACUCUCCCAUGCUUAUGUGAAGCUGGAGGCCAAAGAUAAUUCCAGCUACUUUCUUCCCCACUCCAGCUGUCAUGCCCUGUCCCUAAUUCUAACAGCAGCCCUGGCCUCCCUCCCUUCACCAUUGUCCAGGGAACUGACUGACAUUUCUCUGCUGUCCUCCUACAUCCACCUCCGUUAUGUGGAUCUGUCUGGAAACCGGCUGUCGGACUUGUCACCACUCAACCACCUGACUCACCUACUCUGGCUCAAGGUUGACCACAACCGACUCCAGAGUGCUCGGAUGUCAGAGCUGCCCUACUUGCAGAUUGCCAGCUUUGCCUACAACCAAAUCACUGACACCGAAGGCAUCAGCCAUCCCAGAUUGGGCAGCCUGGAUCUCAAAGGUGUUCUCUGGGUGGGCAGAGGAAACAACAUCAAGAAGAUAACAGGCCUGGACCCCCAAAAGCUGGUGAACCUCCACACACUAGAGCUCCGAGGGAACCAGCUGGAGAGUACACUGGGACUCAAUCUCCCCAAGCUGAAAAAUCUCUUCUUGGCCCAGAACCAGGUGAACACAAUAGAAGGAACUGAAGGACUGAGUUAUCUCACCACUUUGCAUCUUCGGGACAACCAGAUCAGUUCUCUGAGUGGCUUCUCUCAUGAAAUGAAGUCCCUGCAGUACCUCAAUCUUCGGGGGAACAUGGUGACAAACCUAACAGAAUUGGGUCAGCUGAAAGAUUUGCCCCGACUUCGGGCCCUGAUCCUGUUGGAGAACCCAUGUACAGAUGAAAAUGACUAUAGGCAAGAAGCCCUGAUACAGAUACCCCAACUGGAACGGCUGGACAAGGAAUUCUAUGAGGAAGAAGAACGGGCAGAGGCUGAUGAAAUCAGACAGAGGUUAAAGGAAGAGCAAGAGCAGGACAUGGAACAGGACCUGGAUCAGUUUGGAGAUAAGGAGGAUGUGGAUGAAAUUGUGGUCUAAGGCGCCAGUGUGUGUGAUACCGAUCUCCUCAUCACUUUCUUCUUUCCCUUGGAAAGACCCUACCCUUAGUCCAUCCUUGGAGGAAGAUGACCCAUUCAUUCCUCCUCUCCCUGGAUCCCAGGAGUUGGAAGCACCUUCAGCUCAGGAUCUGUGAAAGGAGUGAUAAAGAAAGCAGAGGAAGGAAGGAAGGAAGACCUAGAGAGAAUUCCUUGCUUUUUACUUUUAUUUUAUUUUAUUUUAUUUUUUCAGCAGAACUGGUGGGGGUAUUGGGGGAGGGGGAGGUAGAACGGUCAGCUUAACAGGAUCCAGGCAAACCUGAAAGGGGAAGGGACAGACCUAGGGGAAUUUAAACACUAGUCUGGUAAAAGAAAUGGGGGUGGGGGGAGAGCUGUGCUCGGGAGCAGACCUGGGUGGGUUGAAUUGCUUCUUUUUCCAAUAAAGAAAUUCAUGCCA
Phascolarctos cinereus (koala) is the source of this 2007-nucleotide messenger RNA. Lineage: Eukaryota; Metazoa; Chordata; Mammalia; Diprotodontia; Phascolarctidae. The record is from RefSeq and is a predicted model, not a curated record.